UACACACAAACUACUAUCUUCUUUGAAUAAGAACAAAAGUAUUGUUGAAAGAUGCAAACAAAGUGUCCCAGUUGGAGAUCUCAUUUCAGUUCUUUCAAACGCUUGGUGCGCAGGAGCUGUCACAAGAGAAAGAGGAGUUACACAACUUCAGUCUGGCUUUGUCCAGCCUGCAGCAUGGUCUCAUGCCCAGAGACUGCAGUGACGUCAUGGCGGCGGGAAAGUCCCAAAGUGGAGUCUAUACCAUCUUUAGCGGGUCCAACAGCUUCGAGGCUUACUGCAACAUGAACCUGGACGGGGGAGGCUGGACCGUGAUCCAGAGGAGAAAAGACGGCUCCGUCGACUUCUUUCGGGGUUGGAACGACUACCGAAAGGGCUUUGGAGACCUCGCCGGAGAGCACUGGCUCGGUCUGAAACAAAGACAUCCUUCUUGUCAAGCCUUUGUGGUUUGCGUGACGUGACGCCGCCGCCUUUGCGUGU
This is a messenger RNA of Syngnathus acus (greater pipefish), 477 nucleotides long. RefSeq names its product fibrinogen C domain-containing protein 1-like. The coding region runs from base 183 to 458 and encodes 91 amino acids. The transcript is spliced from 3 exons. The record is from RefSeq and is a predicted model, not a curated record. NCBI's taxonomy places the organism in Eukaryota, Metazoa, Chordata, Actinopteri, Syngnathiformes, Syngnathidae.